AUGUCCGAGGGUAUGCAAAUCACGAUACCAGACUUCGAGGAGGACGACUACCAUUCAACCCCCAUAUUCGGUCGUCCUCAAGGUGGUGGACUGUGGGGAACACCGAGCUCUGGCCAAGACUCGCCUACGAUCCUGACUCCUCUUGCUCUCCCGGAACGUGCGGAUAAGUCGUAUUUUCAUGCUCGAGGCGAUUCCAAUACCUCGGAGGACUCCACGAACUCGCUUCAACAUGGCACGCGGAAGAUUAAGUCUCCUUUUGUGCACUCCGCACAAUCAUCGCUCGCGACAAGUGCUACUGGCGGCUCGUCGUUCUCCAAGAAGACGUCAUUCGCGUCGCUCCGAAACGCCUUCAAGAAGUCCACAGAGCCUGCUCCUCCACUCCCUGUCCUCGAUCAUCAGGCGUAUCCUGUGCUAAAGAAUCCAUUCAGUCGAUCGACAUCCUCUCUUGCCCAGUUACCCCCAAUGUCUCACAAACAGCAGCCAUCAACGCAUGCAAGCCCUCCACAUUUCCGACCACCAACACCUGCAUCGGCGGAUUCGAGAUUCAGAAGCGCACCACCAAGAGCUCGGGAACAUGCAUAUGCUCCAUCGCAGCACUCCCACUCGGGCUCAAUUUUCCACAACUCCGACGCUGGUAGUGAUCAUGGACAUUACUUCCCAAUGUCAUCGUCACCGCCACCUGUGCCACCGGUCCCUUAUGCAUUUGCACAUGAUGAAGGGCGUUCGUCAUUUGAUUUAGAGGAGAAAAUCAACAUGGACCCACGCACACCAUCGGAUUAUGCGCUACAUGCAAUCUUCAUCCGGUUUGCAGCUGCGGCAGAGGCGCACAUCAAUGAGUUCCUGCGGCAGUCUCUGGAAAGUGACCCAAGAUUGAACGAGUAUAUGGGACCGAAUGUGGAUCCUAAAUUUGAUGGGCUACUUCUAUCACUUGGCAAAAUAGCGCAGAAGCAUGCGAAACCGGUUGUUGAUUCAGUCAUGCGAUGGCGUAAGUCACAGAAUGAAGCUGUCGAUGGUGAUGUGCUUCGCUAUCAUUCGGAGCUGCCUUCUACCAGUACACGCAGCAUGCGACCUCAGGACGUUUACACCGUUCUCCAUGAACGCAAAUCGCUGGCAUCAAUUUACAUAAUGUGUCGCGCAUUGAUUGCAGUGACGCAUUCCAUGUCGAAGGAUGGCCUGGGCGACGCGGUCGGACAUAGUCUUGAGGAACUCACGUUUGAGCAGUUCAGGCGACCGGAUCUAAAGAUGUUAUCUAUGUCUCCCAAUCAUCGUAUCAAUGCCGACUUGUAUGCGACGCUUCUUGGCCAAAUCGCAAAUAUCCGCUUUGAGAGCGUGACCGAUCGCUUUCUAGUAGAACUUGGGCCCGUGGCAGCAGGGCAAGUCCCCAAGGAUUCUGAUUUCAAGUAUGAAAAUCUGGUCAAGGGAUUGAGGCACGUGCAAAUAAAGGUCUGGCCGCCGGAAUCCUUUGAGGAAGGCGCUGAAUUUUUGGCGUCGCUCUCGAAAUCAUUUGAAAACGCACAUGGCAAUCGUCUUAAGACAACGUUUGCGGAGACCCUUAUACAUAUGCUGCAUCCCAUCGCCAAGACGGCACAGGCUGAAGUCAAUCAUCCUGAAUGGGCCAAGGCGAUCGAGGUCAUCUAUCCCCGAGUCAAAGAUAUGAUGAACAAGCCCAGGUAUUGGCACGUCGCAUAUCCGCUCGCGGUCACGACACUUUGCGUUGCUCCGCAAGAUUUCUUUCUACGCAAUUGGAACAUAUGCUUUGAGGCAGGCCUCGGGAAAUUGAAGGAGAAGAUACAUCGAAUACAAGUUAUGAAUGGCAUCCUGCGACUGAUGUGGACAUAUCUAUAUCGAUGUCAUGAAUCUCCGUCGACUGCUACAGGGAAAAUAGAAACGAUUCUGAAGCAUUUCUUCCCGGCUAAUCGACUCGUGGUCAAUCCUCCAGAGGAGCAUAUUGAACCAUUCAUCUACAUCAUUCAUUUCAUUCUUUCACGACAUUUUGACUUCGGCAGCGAGUUCUGCCUGGAAUUGCUGCAAGAGCAGAGUAUUUCUGCGAACAACGGGAAUUUUUUGGCCCCGGAAAGAGUGGCCAUUGCCACUCAUGCAAUCCUACGUUCCCUACAUGGGCUAGAAGCAGAAGAACAUGUUCCCUCCUGGCCUUCGAGCUCCGACUAUACUCAAUAUCCUUCCCAGGAUGACUAUCCGACAUCUUCCGAUCCGCUGCCAUCUUCGCUGAUCUUGAAAUUGGGAUGGAAAGAUUUGAUGGAAAGGUCGAGCACCUGUUUGACAAUCCUUGCCAAGUCUUGCUACAAUGUGGUCGGGAAAUGGUCCGUACUUGACGAUCAAUGGACUGCGAGCCGACUCAAUCCGGCAUACGAAGAGACGCAUAAUUUCAUAAUCCGACGUCACCCCGAAGGCACCGUAGCAUUUCCGUCGCAAUAUUCUGCCCACAUAUCCAUACUUCAAACAGCCUAUCAAGCAUGGCCGCGUUGCCUUCAUUCUUCGCUCGCAUAUGAGGACGUCUUUGAUAUGCUUAUUCGCGGCGUUGUUCACGUCGAGCCUGGAGUUGGCGAAGCUGCAACGUUAGCCUUACAACGGUUCAUGACAGAAGGCACACAUAUCUCUUCUAUGCUAUCUCGAUUUUAUGUAUUCCUAUUCGAUCGCAUGGUCAGCGACGGCGGAGGACUGAGGUUAAAUGUCGAAUCCCCUCGCCUCUUAACGUUGUGGCUUAGCUUCAUCGGGCAUUGGAUUCACAACGUUUCUCAGCAGCCUUUGGAUUCGCUCACGGCGGAGGAUGUCAAGGAAGUCAUGGCUAGAGUUCAUGAAAUCGAAACUGGAUCGCUGUUUCUUCUCGCGCACAACAAGCGUCCUGUUCAUACAAGUGGUGUCAAGGCUAUGCGUCUGCUCGCCAGUUUACAAUCUCACAUUCGAGCGUCACAGGUCUUUCUGGGGCUCGAGGGAGCGUUUCAUAUCGUAUCUGCUUUUCAUGGCAGUCUUGAGCGGGCUGUCUAUCUCGAAGGCUACGAAGAUUUCUUGGAACCCGAAGAGGCAAUCCGCCUAGACAUGUGGAAGCGAGAGUGUCAUGACGACGUCGCUUUACGAAUUGUGGACAGUGACACCCACGUAGACCAUCUCUUGUGGGUUCAUGUAUGUCCCCCGCUCCUUCGCGCGUGCAUGGAGAUUUCAUCAUCUACCAUUUCUUCGUUCCGGGAGCAUAUUGUCGCUGUCGCAACGAGAUAUCACCCCUUUAUGGUUCAGCUUUCGGGCGUUCAGAACAAAUUGGCACCAAAUCUCCCCCAACGGGCUGGCUCGUUUGGAGAAAAGGAUGCAUCAAAAUUGGUGAACGAACACAAACAAACCAUUAGCCAAUGGCAUUUCUGGACCAAGACUCUUUGCGCGACUGCACAGGUUUCAGACGUCCGACUGACUGCAAUCCGUGACCAUUCUCGAGCGCGUUCGGAGGCCAAUCUUGAACGAGACCAAAUGAUGACUACUCGUGACCUGUUUAAAUAUCUCAGUCAAUUCUUGGAUUCAGAUCACAGUCUAUUCCGUGACGUCGCUGUUUUCAGCAUCAGUUCCUUCCCUGCCCAUGGAUAUUCACAACUGCUCGAGGAUCUCAACAUCUUAGCAUCGCGUCAGUUUUAUGACGAUGCUAGACCCAAAGCCUCGACGAUGCCUGUCAUAGGGCGCGCGCGUCGACAAGAGCGAUUCCACACAGCCGUUGCACGUAUUUAUUUCAUGACCGCUCGUCUACUACAGGAUCAACGUUCAUCCGGCAAGCAGACAGCGCUGACACAUGUACUCAAGUACAUUCGAAACAUGCAAUCAUUCCUUACUGCCUCGGAGCAUCGCAACGAAUACUCUCUCCAGAGACUGCGACGUUAUUUUUGUGGCACUGUAGAACGACUAUUCGACGGUCUCGCUACUCUGAAAGAUUCUGAUCGCUUCAUCCCUCACAACACCCACCUGGCUCUGUACCGACUCUGCGAAGAAUGGUGCCAACUCGGAAAACAAUCGCAAGACGCGACCAGACGGCUAGUGCUCAUGCAGACGGCCGCUGGCAAGUCUCUGAGCGAGCCUGCUCACCAAGCAGAAAAUAUACAACGUUUUCAAACGGAAACGAAGGCGUUGUCAAAUGCAGCUGUUGGGGCGAUGGCAUCAUUAUGCCACAAAGCGUUCUAUCCUCCCGACCAAUCCUCGAUCUCGCCUACUGAGAAACUUUCAACAUCCGAAUCGAAUCACAGACCUCUCGACGUUUCGUCCAUGUUAGACCGACUUACUGCUGUUCUCGCAUCAUUCCAUGAACCAGUACAGCUUGCCGGAAAGAAAGCCCUUCGAUCACUUCUGGUCCACUCCCCUUCUGAUCCUGCGAUUCUAGAUGAAGUGCUGAGAAGAGCAUUUGUAACCACGCGGGACCUGGAGACCAGCAAUGCUCGUCUCUUUCAAGUUGUCGCGGAUGUCAUAUGCACGGCUUCGGGGCUUCAUGGCUUCAGCUUCAGUCAAGUUGCCUGCCUCGGACUAUCCAAUUUAUGCCAUACUCGUUCUGAAAUCCGUCGCCAGGCGUUCAAUAUGCUGGAAGUCAUUCACGAACAGUCUUCUGGGUUGAUCUCAUUAUCGCAGUACGAGGCUGCAGCCUGCAGUUCCGCCCCAACCGCAUAUCUCAAUGCCCAUCGCCUCGUCUCCAGCGUUCUGGCGGGCGAGCAUCCGUCACAAGCCUUGCAAAUACUUUCUCGAUUUACUGGGUGGAUACCAAAAGUGUACGACGGCCAGUCAGAUAGAGGACUCAUACUCUUGUUGCAGAGUUUAGAGUUCUGGAUGCCGAACAUCGACCUUUUGGAUAGCAAAGGAUCGGGAAUAUCGCGCGACGGAUGUUCCGCAAUCUACUACUUACUUGCCCUCACGCUUCGUUAUAUGGAAGGUUACUCGGAACAAAUCUUUGUCUUAUGGUCUCGACUAGUCGAUCCGCCUCAUAACGCCAAUGGAUUUGCCACCAUUCGGUUCCUCUUGGACCUGACUGCAAGGGUUGGGAGUACGACGUUCGUCACCUGUGUCGCCAAAGUCGUCGUAUGCUUGACACAAAGCGCGAUUGGUGCCCAAGUCUUCGCUGAUACAGUUGGCCUCGUGGAUCCUUCAAGGGUUUUGCCAGACUCCGAUCAUCGGAGUAGUGUCCAGGGCCCUGAGGGGAUUGAGGGGUGGCCAGAAUUGAGCAGCCUUCUCUCGGAGAAGCCCAAGUUAAUCUUGGGAUAUUCUCAAUUUGCCCUUCUUUUCCUAUCCGACGUGACGAUGGAAGAGACCUGGCCUUUGACUGACCAAUUACCUGCCCUUCUCCAUUCUGUUCUGAUGCAUCUUAGCCACAAAGAAGACUUCGUCAAGAAACGCAGUCUCCACAUGCUUCUGCAGAUGCUACGAGUGUGUGUGUCGGGGUACGAAGACAUCGGGGACCGCUUUUCUUCACUCCCGCGCUCCGAGUUGAAGCUUGUUUUAGAAGAGCUUGAAACGGAGGCCCAAUCGCACCUAUGGAGCGAUGACGAGUCUGGCAUUACUGCGGAGCCCAAACUACGAUGGUUCAUAUCCCGCAUAGUCAAGCUGUCGGAGGCAUCUUAUCCUGACUUACGCACCAGGUGGGGAUGGUCGGCAUUGUGCUGGGGGACGUCGUGCCCCAAACGUGAACUCGCCUACCGAUCGCUCCAAGUGUAUCGGGCACUCGCACCGCCCGUUGGACGACCAGACCUGGACGUUCUAUUGGGGCGCUUAGCUGCGACAAUUGCAGGAGAAGAUCUUGGCAUGCAGAACUUCAAUGUUGAGAUCAUCUUGACAAUCAACGCCAUGUCGUCCGCCAAAGACUUAGAUAUUGCAUUUCUUCCUAAACUGUUUUGGGUGGCGGUGGCCUGCCUCUCAACUACUGUAGAGAACGAAUUUCUUCACGCUCUGCAACUGAUCGACACACUGUUAUCUAGACUAGAUCUUGAUGAUCCUGCAAUUGUGGAGCUACUCCUUGAACGUCGACCUCCCAUGUGGACUGGGUCUUCGUCAAUUCAGGCUUGCAUGCUGACUGGUCUCCGCUCAUCCUCCACCUCGGGCACCACACUGAAGUUGUUGCAACGUCUGACGAAGAUUUCUGACCCCAGGCUAAUAGAUGCUUCAGAUGGACGAGUCCGCGAUCUAUACACGUUGUCGCUUCCGUGGUGCCUUCAUGAUAUGGCUAAUGGAAGCCAAAGUGAAGCACUUCAAGAAUUUGCUCUAAAUAUCGGGCGACUCGCUGAAGAAGAGGAACGGCCAAGCAUUGAUCGGAUCAUGACAUCGUUUGCGAAGAGCCGCUUCCGCACGAAGGAGGACUUUCUUCGAGAGGCGGUUGCUAGUCUUCGCGAACAUUACGGUUCUGAACACUGGGCAGAAGUCAUCACGCUGCUUAUGGGACUGGUUCUAAAUCGAGAGUCUUGGUUGCGUAUACACACUAUGCAGAUUCUCAAAGUGCUGUUUCAGCAGAGAGAGACACGGUCACCUGUCGAUCUACUCGGAUCUGAGCUUCUCAUGCCCUUGCUGCGAUUACUGGAGACGGAUCUUGCAUCUCAAGCACUGGAAGUGCUAGAUGAACCCUUGCAAAUUUCGGGUGGUCCUGCUGCCAAGCAUGUCCUUCGCAUGAGUCUAUAUCACCAUCUCCGCGCCGAUGCUAAGGAGGUCGAAUCUGUCGCUGAGAUCUUCGGCAUUGCGCAAGAGUCUGGUUGGUGUGUCCCACGAACAGGGUCGCUUCGGGAGAUGUGCAGGUCAAAUAUCUCCGCAAUUUAUGGUUCGUCUCAAUCUAGUGCGAGGCCAUCGCGCAUCGACUUCCAGUCGGACGAAGUCUUGCCCCUUGCGGACGACCUCUAUGAGGAUGACCUGGGAGAUAUGGUGCAGAAUCUACAUGAGCUCAGCAGUUUCUUCCAGGAGGAACAUUCGUUGGCGCCUAUGCCGAACCGUCAGCUCGAAGCUCGAGUUGCGGCGAUUCUAGCCAAAUCCACAGACCUGGCGUCAGACAUUCCCCAGACGCCUUUCGCGGACGUGUUCCACAUCGGAAACUUGGACUCGUAUGAUGAUGAUUCUGAUGAUUCUGACUAUGAUAACAGUUCAGACCUCUUCGAAUUCGACUCUCCAUCCAUUUCACGAUUGACUUCUAAAACCGCGCACUACUAG
Molecule: messenger RNA, 7164 nt
Organism: Fibroporia radiculosa
Lineage: Eukaryota; Fungi; Basidiomycota; Agaricomycetes; Polyporales; Fibroporiaceae
Exons: 8
Coding region: 1-7164 (2387 amino acids)
Biological process (GO): cell morphogenesis
Cellular component (GO): site of polarized growth; cell cortex
Source: RefSeq, a predicted model, not a curated record